AUGGCGACUCAAGGUCGUGAUCUGUCAGUACCACGUUUAACUUUUAUUAUGACGGUAUUUAUUAAUACGUUUGGACACACAUGUCUCUAUUGCGUUGUAGGAGAAAUUUUAGUUGCACAAUGCGAAGGAGUUUAUGAAGCUGCAUGCAAGUACAAGUGGUAUAACUUGGAGCCAAAGAAAGCAAAGAACUUAAUGAUGAUAAUGAUUCGAGCCAACAAAUCGUUGUACCUUACUGCAGGAAAACUGUUCCCUAUGACGAUGUCUACAUUUUGUAACUUGUUAAAGACAUCGGGUGGUUAUAUAUCGGUUUUGCUGGCACAUCGAGAAUAA
Messenger RNA from Mycetomoellerius zeteki, 330 nucleotides. RefSeq lists its product as uncharacterized. Gene Ontology annotation, molecular function: olfactory receptor activity; odorant binding. The record is from RefSeq and is a predicted model, not a curated record. Gene Ontology annotation, biological process: detection of chemical stimulus involved in sensory perception of smell; sensory perception of smell. NCBI's taxonomy places the organism in Eukaryota, Metazoa, Arthropoda, Insecta, Hymenoptera, Formicidae. Gene Ontology annotation, cellular component: plasma membrane. The transcript has 3 exons. The coding region runs from base 1 to 330 and encodes 109 amino acids.